AUGGCAAACACUACCCUUCCAGACGAUGGCCAAUGGAACAGCAAACCAGCUUGGAAGCUGCCAGGAUGGUGCGAACCAGUUAUGGUCGCCAGUAUCCUUUUCUUCGCCAUGUUUAUGACACGGAAACGAGACUUCAAGAUUUUCGGUCGAUCAUCACAGCGGACCGGUUAUCUUGACAACACACCGAACGAAUCCACAGACCGCCUUCUGCAAUCAGACAGCGACAGCGACUUCGACGAGAUCAGCGCGACCAAGAACCCCAACGCACCCAAAGUCCGCAGCAUCCUCUGGUGGAAGGUCACAACACCCAGCACAUCGCGCUUUCGAAACAACAUACACAGUCGCAUACUGCAGCGUUUCCCAUUCUUGAUUGAGAUGUUCUACUGGGUCAUCAACUACGCAUUCUACCGCAUGACCGCCAUUGCAUCGGCCAAGCUCUUCGCUGGGCGAGGAAUAUGGGACGUAGCACAGGAACAUGGAAUUGCAGUACUAGAAGCGGAAGAAUAUGGUUUCCUGAGAUUUUUAUUCCCGGUCCGCGAAAGAGAUGUCCAACAGUGGUUCAUGCAUGGACACCAAGACGCUCUUACAGUGCUAAACAAGUGCUAUGCGCUGAUUCACAUUCCUGGAACGGUUGGAUUCAUUUGCUGGUAUUACUACGUCGCACCGUCCUUUGACACUUUUGCCAUCGCCCGCCGAACCCUUACCCUGACCAACUUCUGCGCUUUUAUGACCUUUGUUGUAUACCCAUGCAUGCCGCCACGACUUCUACCUACCGAAUACGGCUUCCUUGACACUGUCCGUCACGACGAUGCACAGAGUGUAUGGAUGAGCGGCAAGUUCGUCAACCAGCUUGCAGCCAUGCCGUCGAUGCACUUCGGCUACUCUUUCUGCAUUGGCAUGACUAUGAUCUACCACUCCGGUCUUUUCCGCCGCACCCUGGAACAGGGUGAAGUACGCAAGAACGCAUUCUGGAAGAUCUUCUACCUACUUCUAGGAAUUGGAUACCCUUCCUUCAUCUUGACAGUUAUCGUUGCUACGGCCAACCAUUACUUCAUGGACGCAUUGGUGGCUACCUGCUUUGUCUUCCUUUCCUUCCUUUGCAACAAGUUCUUUUACGUCUUCAUCCCGCUUGAGGACCUCCUACUUUACCUUAUCCGAGCGGACAAACCCGUCCCCACAACUGGCGAUCGCUUCCACGAGAAGGGUGGCCUCAUAAUAGUUAUGGCGGAUUUUGAGCAACAGACGCCGAUUGAGGGCACACCCGUCAAUGACAUUGAGAUGGAGGGCGCGGGUGAUGCUGAAGCUGGCGCGGGCGAGACAACACUCUUGCCUGAGAUUGAACCGGAGACGCCCAAGCUGGUUCUCUUCGCUGAUCUCAUGAAGAGUCCGAUCGUCGAAGUCAUUGUGGGAUCCGGAGACGACCGAACUACAUACUCAGCACACGAGGCAGUUCUCGUGAAGUCGCCAGAGUUCGUCAAACAGGUUGAGAAGUUUGCGCCAGGAGGGCCUCGCCAGAUCGUCUACACAGAUUGCGACGUUGACGCCAUGGGCUCAGUGGUUGAAUACCUCUACACCGGCGAAUACUUCCCCAAGAAAACAUCCGGCGCACGCGACGCACCUCUCGAGAAGGACCCGCGGCAGCCGUCUACUGAUAACGAAGGCUUGGGUCUUCUUGUCCACGCACGCAUCUACACCCUCGCGGAUCGUCUCCAACUCCCAGAAUUGAAGUCCCUCGCACAUUCCAAAAUCCACCGUACGGCCUCGACAGCAAAGGGGGAGCUCGCAUACGCACGCUACGUAUACAAGGAGUCUAACCCCGAAGACGCGACUAUCCGCAAGCCCGUGGCUGCUUUCUGGGCUACACGCAGCUACAGCCUACGCCACGACGCCGAGCCAGAAUUUAGGGCCAUGUGUCUCGAGUUCCCACAAUUCUCGUACGAUGUGCUCCAGCUUGUCUUGGACCAACAAGAGAAGAAGCGUGGUGGUGAUGAUGGGCCGAGUCGAGGUGGGCCGAGCGUGGUUCCUGGAAGCACGAGGAAGAGGGCUAGAGUUAGUCAAGUAUAG
Messenger RNA from Alternaria burnsii, 2064 nucleotides. RefSeq lists its product as uncharacterized. Gene Ontology annotation, cellular component: inositol phosphoceramide synthase complex. NCBI's taxonomy places the organism in Eukaryota, Fungi, Ascomycota, Dothideomycetes, Pleosporales, Pleosporaceae. The coding region runs from base 1 to 2064 and encodes 687 amino acids. The transcript is spliced from 6 exons. The record is from RefSeq and is a predicted model, not a curated record. Gene Ontology annotation, molecular function: inositol phosphoceramide synthase activity; protein binding. Gene Ontology annotation, biological process: inositol phosphoceramide metabolic process; sphingolipid biosynthetic process.